CUGUAUUGGCUGUGUGUGUGCGUGUGAGUGUAGCAUGUCAGGACUUGUUGUGAGACGGGCGAAGGGGCGUGUCCUUUAAUGCGAGCACUUCGCGGGAGUGAAAGCAACUUGCUGUCAUCAUAAACCUACCGCUUCGUCCUCACAAGCACACCUAACCGCCGAGCUGACAAGAUUUACUCAGCUUUUCUUUUCUCCAGUUGUGGAAUAACAUGAACGGACAUCUAACGAAGUGUUUUUAAAGCAAGACACAUAUCCGGUGUCAGAGCAUUACAACCCUGGAAUAACAUUACUGACUUACAACACAUUUUGAAGUAUCUGGUAUGGCCCGUCCAGAGAUGGAAAGAAGGGCGGGUGAUCGCAACCCUGGAGCACCAAACAGCUGCAGGAUGGAGGUGCUGCGUCAGGACACCUGGCCCUGCCACCGGCACCGAACCAUCGCUACACAAACCAGCACUGUCUUGCCACUACUAACCCAAGUCACCACACAAGAUGCCUUCAGCUCGGACAGCGUCCCGCAGCAGGACAGUCCACUCAGGGAUAAUACAGGUACAGAACAGGAACUCUCCAGCCCCCGGCUUCCCCUGCCCGAUCUGCUCCCAGACAGCCACAGCUCCUCCGAAGACUCACCAUCCAGCAGCUCUACGGCUGAGGACGAUCCCAGGCUGGAGGAGCAGGCGGUCGAGAGGGUGGCCAUUCAGCUGAGGUCCAUCGGAGACGAGAUGAACACUGUUUUUCUACAGAGGAAUGCUGUCCCAGGCUGGCAGAACUGGAGAGGCCUGUAUCACGGGCUCUUCGCAUUCGUCGCCGACACCAUCAAUGCCCUUUACCAGCACGGCCUCAGAUAAACAGACGGGAUACGUCACAGGAAGAGUGCAGGCGCUCUCCUUCCGACCACUUUAAGACUCUGGGACUUUUCUGCGGGAUCAGAUGUCAUGUUUGUUUCUUUAUCUGUCUUUUGUUUGUUUUGGUUGGUUUGUUUUGUUUUGUUUUGUACAUCUUUUCCCAUGGAUUCUCAUGUAGCAUUAGUGACUGAAGUGUGUGUCCCGAUAUAGACGUCAGUAGGAGUGUGUGGCUCUCGGUGCAUUUGCAUCGUACUCUUUUGCAUCUUUAACUGCAGUGCUGGAGAGUUACAUUAAGUCGGGUUGCUCUCAAGCAAACAAAUUGAUUAGAUCUGUGUAGCGCCUCGGGCCCAGAAGUGCUUUGUGUGUGGUGGGUUCUCCUCUUUGCUGCCUUACAGGAGUAAUAACUGCGCUGCACUAUCAGUCACCAGUGGCGCAGGCCGCACACCUGCACACCAUUAAUGGAAAACGGGUGAUAAUCGAGAUAAUGGAAUGCUCACGCACUAUACUAAUGGAGCACAGUUGGAUCGUGCCUUGCUAGCGCUGUUUUUCAGCUCUUUGUGUACUUAAGCCAUCAGGGACAAUCAGUGGAUGGUGUGCGGGUUAGCCGAACCUGUUGCCCCGUAUCUGAAUCUAUACUUCGGGACACAAAUUUGCCACUUAAUUCAAAGAUUGGUCACCUCCAAUGGAGGUACAGGAGUUAGGCUGGAAGCCUUGUGGGAAAGCCAAACCACUAGUUAUUGAAAUGGCUGGAGAGCAGUGUUAAUAUUUGUAUGAAUUACACGUGUACAUAUUUUUGAGAAAAAAGACAGGAUAGAAUAAAAUGGGAGUUUUGUUUCUGAUGUGGUUUGUAUAUUUUGAUGAGAUGACCUUAAAGUACUUAUCGUUAAGUUCCUUUUUUUCGGUUUCUGUUUUGUUUUGUUCUUUGAAUAUUUUUUUGGACCGACACUGGAAAGCAGUUGUUUUAAAAUCCAGUGGAUUUCUGCCUAUUUGCCUAUAAAUUAAAUGAAGUGGCGUCCUGUGAAAAAUCCCCAUUAAAAUAUACCUAGCGCAUAGAAUUCUCAGAAGAACCCCAAGCUAAUUUAUUUUGUAUGUCCAUUAUUUGUACUUUUGGUUAUUUUGAUGAUUUGUUUUCGACAAAAAUGUUCUGCGAUGAGCAGGUGGAUUAACUAAGCAUGGAGAUAUUCAUUAGUGUUGGGAUUUAUGGACCAAAUAUCUCCAACUUAUUUGUCAACGUUCCCCUCAAAAGUUGUCAAAUAAAUCCAUUCAUAUUUUU
Messenger RNA from Cyprinus carpio (common carp), 2115 nucleotides. RefSeq lists its product as uncharacterized. The record is from RefSeq and is a predicted model, not a curated record. Gene Ontology annotation, cellular component: mitochondrion. Lineage: Eukaryota; Metazoa; Chordata; Actinopteri; Cypriniformes; Cyprinidae. Gene Ontology annotation, biological process: positive regulation of apoptotic process; intrinsic apoptotic signaling pathway; positive regulation of release of cytochrome c from mitochondria.